Brachypodium distachyon (stiff brome) is the source of this 993-nucleotide messenger RNA. RefSeq lists its product as uncharacterized. Bases 303 to 677 code for a protein of 124 amino acids. The record is from RefSeq and is a predicted model, not a curated record. The transcript has a single exon. Lineage: Eukaryota; Viridiplantae; Streptophyta; Magnoliopsida; Poales; Poaceae.
UAGCUAAUUGCCUGGAGGCUGCCUCCGUCGGGCCCUCUCAUAUAAUGCUGUUUCCUCCCGGCUCUUGCACUCUCCUUGAUCGAUCCUCCCAUUGGCCGGUCAUCAUCACUGCCACCCCCCACGCCUUGCCCCCUCUUCUCUUACACCACCGCCUGCGCGAAAGUGCCGUCAAAUGUGGUACGUGACGUAGUGGCCGCUGGCUUCUGCUACUUAAGAACAACUCGCCCAAUCCUUCCUUCCUUCGAUCGAUCUUCCUGCCUCCGACGCCACUCAACUAGCUCGAUCGCUCUGCUAGCUACUUCAUGGGCAUCGAGAUCGACCAAUCCGAGCUCCUGUCUCGUCAGCUCCCGCCGGUCCGGACGUCUGCCGGCGCCGGUGACGACGACGACGGGUGCGCCACGCCGACGGCGGCGGCGAACGUGCUGCCCGUGCCGUCGGCGUGCCCCCCGGCGCCGAGGAAGCCGAGGCCUGCGGCGCGCGCCACCAAGAGGACGAAGCGUCUCUGCUGCUGCCACCGCGGGCGGCGGUACUGGAUCGUCGCCGUGCCGCGCGACCUCGAUCUCGCCGCGGUGUUCGCGACGCGGCCUCCGUCGAGCUCGGCUGCAGGCGGGGGCUCGCUGGCGUGCAGCUGGCCCGCGGCGGCUGCGAAGAAGGUCCGCGUGCACGUCACGGGGUGAUCUGACUGACACGGCCGGAUGCAUGCUGCAUUGCUGCAUAUGCGUGUAGGCGGGAUCCAUAGCUAGCUUCUAGCUAUGGCCGGCCGGUCAUGCGUGGCGACUACAAGAGAUGAAGCGCGCGGCACGGCAUUGCGUCUAGCUAGCUAGCUAGUUUAGCAGUUUAGUUUUGCUUAAUUAAUUAUUAACAGCCUCAGCUGGCUAGUGUAGGUUUAAUCUAGUUUCCUUUUCACGCGAAUAACCAAGUGUAAAUGUAGUUGAUUAUAUAUUGUUCAGCAAAGUGAUGAUGGAGUCAAUUCUCAUACGGUGGACUUAAUUA